Messenger RNA from Pogona vitticeps (central bearded dragon), 2127 nucleotides. RefSeq names its product required for meiotic nuclear division 1 homolog (gene RMND1). Lineage: Eukaryota; Metazoa; Chordata; Lepidosauria; Squamata; Agamidae. The record is from RefSeq and is a predicted model, not a curated record. Gene Ontology annotation, biological process: positive regulation of mitochondrial translation.
UCAAAUUCUGACCACGCGAGAGGGGCGGGACUAGACGGAGGGCGGAAGUUCUGGUGGACGUGAAGGUGUGGCCAAAUCGAGCGGGUCGCAGGAUGUGAGGGCGCGCGCGCUGAGCCCGUAGCUGGAAAGGGGGGGGAGGAGGGUGUGAACGACUCCUCUGAGGUGAGAGAGAGAGGUUUUCCUGCCUUCUCCUUCUUCCGACCUGGACUGGUAAUUAUUUGCAGUUUUAUGGGCUUAUGCCCAUAAAAUGUUGGUGCAUAAGCCUGAAGAAGUGGAUUUUACCCCCGGAAGUUUGCUGUUUGUUCGAUUAUUUUUAGUGGUCUAAUAACGAAGGUCUGUGAAAAGAUGGCAACUAAACUACUGAGAUUCCUGGCUAGAUCUUCACAUACAAUAGGACAGUGUCGCUGCUUUCGUAAAUAUGCUCAUCUAACAUCAAGCACUAUUCUUCAAGCUAUGUCAAGCAGUUUUCUACCAGGAGGAAGAUACAUCAAUCUGUACAUUCCAGAGGCUGCAGCUUCUUGCUUAAAUGGUGUCCAUGUACAAGACAAGAAUUGGUGGCGACUAAAGGUUGAUGAUACUACUGCAUCAAAGGCUGUGAAUUGUUUACAUAUGAAUGUUUGCCUUCCAUUCAAGGAAAACUGUGUCCUGAAAGAUGCAAGUUACAGGCACAGUUCAAGAUGUCUAAGAAAUUUUACUGUUGUAACAAACAGAUAUUAUUCAAUUUUAUCAACUAGUACAGUUGUGGCAAGUAAAGAUAUUGUUCCAGGCAAAAAGUCACUAAAGGCAUCUCGGACCAAACAGCCAUCUAGAGCUAAUUUACCACUGCCAUCUGAAAGUGAGGAUCUGAUGCAGUGCAUAGCCUAUGCAACAGCAGAUGAGUAUCAUCUCGGUAGCCUUUGUCUUGAUCUAACAUCAUCUGGAUAUGUUGAAAUAACAACCCUGCCUAGAGAUGCGGCAAAUGUUUUGGUAAUUGGGACUGAACACGCUAUGAAAAAUUUUGAUCCCGGAAUGGUAUUUUUCUUCAGGGAAGGAUCUGUUGUGUUCUGGAAUGUUAAAGAAGAAACGAUGAAGAGCAUAAUGCGAGUCCUGGAAAAGCAUGAGGUUCAGCCAUAUGAAAUUUCUCUCAUUCACUGGGAGAAUGAAGAAAUUAACUACAGGAGAGAAGGAGGAUUAUCAAAGCUUCAUAGAGGAGAAAUCACAAUCAGUUCAGAACUAGAUACUGAUGAAGCCACUCUAGAAAAGUUUGCAUUUUCAAAUGCGCUUUGUCUUUCUGUAAAACUGGCCAUGUGGGAGGCAUCAGUGGAUAAUUUUAUAGAAUCUAUCCAGUCAAUACCUGAGAUUCUAAAAUCAAGAAAGAAGAUGAAACUAUCUCAGGCUGAUGUGAUGCAGAAGAUUGGGGAACUAUUUUCAUUAAGGCACCGCAUAAAUUUGAGUUCUGACCUACUGAUUACCCCAGAUUUCUACUGGGAUAGAGAGCACCUUGAACAGCUUUAUGAUAAAAUGUAUCAGUUUCUCAGUAUUCAUCGUCGAGUUAAGGUGGUGAAUGAGAAGCUCCAACAUUGCACAGAGUUGACAGACCUGAUGAGAAAUCAUUUGAGUGAAAGACAUGCCUUGCGCUUGGAGUGGAUGAUAGUGAUACUUAUCACUAUAGAGGUCUUAUUUGAACUCAGAAUGCUUUUCUGACACCAUAAUGAGUGACAAUUGAGAUUUUGGAGACAACUGCAACAAUUUUGUUUAAUUCUUCACAUUUAUGGAAAAUUCAACUGUAAUAACAAAAUAUAUGGACAGUUGUUGCUUCCAAAACAGUUGAAGUCAUUGUAGAUGGGCCAAAUCUUAAAUCAGUCACGUGGUUCUGGAAAAUUAUGCAAAUCAAUCCUUUUUAAGAUGGCUGCAUCCCUUUCAAAACAGAAAUGAACAUCUUUCUUUCAAACGUAUCUACACUAGCAGUUUUUUUAAUUUGCUGUGAAAAAAUCAUGCACUGCAAAAGUUCGCCACAUUUAGAAAUAUUUUGUAUAGAAGUGACUUUGUAAAACAUUCAGCAAACUCACAUGAAACUAUACCACUGUAUGUGUUAUUCACAGAAAAAGGAAACAUUAAAGGCACAGCUGAACCCUCCUCUAAUAUUUA